Megalobrama amblycephala (Wuchang bream) is the source of this 2232-nucleotide messenger RNA. RefSeq names its product caudal type homeobox 1 b (gene cdx1b). Gene Ontology annotation, cellular component: nucleus. Gene Ontology annotation, biological process: cell differentiation; anterior/posterior axis specification; embryo development. Lineage: Eukaryota; Metazoa; Chordata; Actinopteri; Cypriniformes; Xenocyprididae. Bases 917 to 1675 code for a protein of 252 amino acids. The transcript is spliced from 3 exons. Gene Ontology annotation, molecular function: DNA-binding transcription factor activity, RNA polymerase II-specific; RNA polymerase II transcription regulatory region sequence-specific DNA binding. The record is from RefSeq and is a predicted model, not a curated record.
CUAUAGGCCUAUUAUAAAUAGCACAUUGCAAAGAAAUAUGGUAUAAACUCGUAGUUAUUAAAACAGUGACAAAGUUGUAUUACGGCAUGGUAUUUUGGUCACUAUAUUUACAGUUCAUGUCAUUAAAUCAUAAAAUGUUAAUUUACUUAGGCUAUAUGUCUAUCUGAGCUAAUUUUGUACUGUAAAAUGAUAACACAGGUGGCAAAAUGGAAGUCCACAUUAUGACUUAAAGUUUAUGAUAAUUAUUUUCUCCAACAAAGUAACAACACCAAACUAUAAAAACAUAAAUAAACCACAAACACUCCACUGUUAUGAAAACAAAAAAUAAGAAUAACAAAAUCAAAAAAAAAAAAAAAAAAAAAAAUGAUAACGCGCACAAUUUUGCAAUGCCUCUUUCCCUUUUACGUCUAAAAAGUCAUUUAGACAAUAAUUUACCUUACAAACAGCGAUCAUUUCUUGUUAAAUAUACAUUUUGAUCCGUAAAUUCUAAAUGAAAUCAUAUUUUACUUUUAAAAACAUUUCUUACAAUAUUAUAGUAGUACAUUUAGGAAUGUAGACCUAUUGUCUCUUUAAAUGCAUUUAACGUUUUUACAGUAGCAUUUUUACAUUUUCUUAAUUGCUAACAUGUUUACAGUGGAUAAUAAUGUAAUAAGCAUAAAUUCCGAAUGUCACUCUUUCAUGGGCCGCUCUGAACUGGAUCAUGACCAAGGGCAGUUUUGAUACCGUGGGAGGGUGAUCGACUCGUGAUCAUAAAAGUGACGUCAGCGUGGCAACCUUUAGCAGGCACCGAGGCUGAAGAGGGUUCAGAGAAUCUGGCCAGGUAGACGAACCGUCAGGUUACAGGGAAACCUGGGUCUAAGGAGCCAAGAUCAAUUGUUUGGGUGCAUAUUAUGCACUGGAGUCAUCAGGCGGGAAGAUGUAUGUGAGUUAUCUCUUAGAGAAGGACAGCAGUAUGUACCCAAAUUCCGUCAGACACCCAAGUCUAAACCUGAACCAGAAUUUUGUAACCGCACCUCCACAGUAUCCGGACUUCACAGGAUACCAUCACGUCCCUGGAAUUACCAACGACCCUCACCACAGCCAAACUGGAGCCUGGAACCCCGCGUACCCUCCUCCAAGAGAGGAAUGGACACCUUAUGGGCCAGGAACUGGACCUUCAACCUCGAGCACUGGUCAGCUGGGCUUUAGUCCUCCAGAGUUUUCAUCUGUCCAAGCGCCCGGCCUUCUUCCAUCUUCAUUAAACUCGUCAGUCGGUCAGCUGUCGCCGAACUCUCAGAGACGGAACCCGUACGACUGGAUGCGUCGGAGCGCUCCGCCGACAAACUCAGGAGGAAAGACCAGAACAAAAGACAAAUACCGGGUAGUGUACACGGACCAUCAGCGUCUGGAGCUGGAGAAAGAGUUUCAUUACAGUCGUUACAUCACAAUAAGAAGAAAGGCAGAGCUGGCGACAGCGCUCAGUCUGUCAGAGAGACAGGUGAAGAUCUGGUUCCAGAACCGGCGUGCUAAAGAGAGGAAAGUCAAUAAAAAGAAGAUGCAACAGCCGCAGCCAGCAUCCACAACCACACCCACCCCACCGGGUUCAGCUCUACCAGGCAAUGUUCCCAUGGUGACAAGUAGCAGCGGUGGCCUGGUAUCGCCGUCUAUGCCAAUGACUAUCAAAGAAGAGUACUGAAGAGAGAAGGAUGUGCAGACUUUGACUGUUAAUAUUUUUAUACUAUAACAGAGCCCUUUCACACUUCUACACACAUGGUACUUUAAAAUCAACAUAUCUUUGAUGCAAUGAAAAAAGAAACUGUGACAAACGUGACAAAGACUGUCUGCUGCAUGGGGUUUUAUUGAAAAAUACAAAUCAAAAGUAGUCAACAACCAUUCCAAAAGUAAUGAAGCAACAUUCUAAGCACACGUAAAUCUGAAAGGUUGUGUAAUAUUCUCUGGUCGUGUUGGUUUCUUUAUUCUAGUACUUUAUUACUGCUGUUGUUUUGUUCAUCAUUGUAAACUUUAAGAUGUUUUGAGAUUCUGAAACUGAAUUAAAAUAAUUGUGUAUUUCUAAAGUAAUUUGUAUUAAUAAAAUAAAUGUUUUAUUGUGGCAAAUUGAUUUAUUUCAGACUUGCCAAGAAGAGCAGCGUUUCUAUCCAUCAGCUGUACGCUUUGUUAAAUUGUGCCUUCCCACAGAUAUCCAACAAAAAUUAUGAACUUUUUUUUAUUUAUUUACUAAUUUGUUCCCUCAAU